Messenger RNA from Schistocerca nitens (vagrant locust), 989 nucleotides. Its product is annotated as RISC-loading complex subunit tarbp2-like. The record is from RefSeq and is a predicted model, not a curated record. NCBI's taxonomy places the organism in Eukaryota, Metazoa, Arthropoda, Insecta, Orthoptera, Acrididae.
GUGAUGGUAAAACCAAGCAAGAAGCAAAACACUCCGCUGCCAAGAAUCUUAUGGAUUUGAUUAGAGAAGCUGGGAACCCAGACCGAGGAUCAGUCCCUGUGGGUCGAGUUCCUCCUCUGUGUGCACCAGUACUGGUAAGUCGUCAGGUGGACAUUGUAUACAGAGAGCAACGAAAGUUCCAGAGUCCACAUUUACAGGCAGUGCCAGUCUUUGAAGACUACCGUGAAACUUCUCCUUUGCGUAAUCAGCCACUCCUUGCACUAAAAGGGAAAGAAGACAGGGAUAGAUGCUCUUCUGCUGAAAGAGUUUCUCGUCCCAUAAGUGAAGCAACAGAAUGCAGUAGAGAGCCAAUACCAUUACCCUCUGUUGAAGACUACUUAUGUGGACGUUUCCAGGAUCAGUUGAAAGUUACUGAUCAGAACUGAGAAAAGAAGCCUGCAUUUUACUAUGUAUAUUUUGUGAGGAUUGUGUCUGUGCGAGAUAUAAAUUCAUUUUGAAGCAAGAAAUUGUUAUACAGUUGACAUUCUCACAUUGUAAUGAACAGAGUUUAUAAUAUAUUUUGAUGUUAAUAUUCAGUAAAAAAUUUUUAGUUAAAGUGGAGCCUUUUUUCACAACUGAAGUUUGAAUUAUUUCCAUCUGAAAUAACUGUAAGAAGCGCAACAUUUUACGUUGCAUAGGACUCUGAUAAAAGUAAACAGUCAUCAAAACGUAAGUUAAGGAAUUUCUGAUAUAAAAGUGGCUGUGUGCAGCACAACAGUGCAAUGAGUUCUAGCAGUGGGACAGAAAUGUUAUGUAAAAAAUAUAUGCUUAUUAAAAACUUAUUGCCGGUUUGUUGGCUACAUUUUUAAUGUUUUGUGUGUGUUACAUGUGUGAGAAGUUUAUAAAGUAAUUUUGAAGCCAGAGAGUUGUGUAGUUUAGGCUUCCACAUUGUACUGAAUUAUAUUUUUAAUGUAAAUAUUAAGGAAUAAAUUUUUAAUUAAACUGUAGAA